AGUUGGGCCAGAGGCGAGGGCGCACAUCCAGUAGUACGGCGCAGCCAUGACGGGCCCGGCGCGUGUGCGCCGCACCGCGCUCCAUCUCGUGCCCGCCGCGCUCCUGCUCUUUCUAUGGAGUCCACGUCUUACUUCAGCAGCGGUGUGCAACCAGACAUUAUGCGAUUGUGAAGGCAUCAAAGGUAGUGCUGGAGAACCUGGACCGCCAGGCUUUCCAGGCCUCCCCGGGGACUAUGGAGAUGAUGGUCAAGAAGGUCGCAUGGGAAUACCUGGAGAAAUUGGUGAAGUGGGGGACAUUGGAGAUUACGGUGAUAAAGGAGAGAGGGGUUUAGAUGGACACUACGGGCCAAGAGGAUUUACUGGCGCUCAAGGUCCACAAGGAUUACAAGGUAUCCCAGGAACUAUGGGUUUAGAUGGUUGCAGUGGUAUUGACGGCGUAACAGGCCCACCAGGGAGGAGCGGCCCGCCUGGUAACAGAGGUCCGCCCGGUUCAUAUGGUGAAAAAGGUUUCAAAGGGGUUCCGGGUGACGGUGGAGCCAAUUCUAGAGGCAUAGUAGGAGAGCCAGGAGUACCUGGUCGCCCUGGAGAAUCCGGACGUCCAGGACCGACUGGCUGGGCAGGAAAUAGUGGAGAUCGUGGUGAAGAUGGUGAUAUGGGUCUACCGGGUGUCAAAGGCGAAUCUGGAUAUAGAGGAGAUAUUGGAGACGAUAAUUUUGGACCUCAGGGACAAAAAGGAGAACCUGGGCCAAGAGGUGAGCCAGGUAGAAGAGUCGUAGUCAUUUAUCCACUUUAUGACAAUGGAACUAUUGUAACAAAAGGAGUAAAAGGUAGACAAGGUUCUCCCGGUGAACAAGGUGACAAGGGAGAGAAGGGAGGACAAGGUUCACCAGGUUUGCCGGGUCAAAAUGGAUUCCCUGGAAUAGAUGGCUAUAAAGGAGAUCAAGGCGAACAGGGACCAAGAGGUAAACCUGGUCACAGAGGUCCAGAUGGACCCGCAGGGCCAAAAGGAUUCAAAGGAGCUCCAGGAUAUCCUGGUCAAGAUGGUGAAGAUGGAGUUCCAGGAACACGUGGUCAUGAUGGAAGGUUGGGUAAUCCGGGGCCUCAGGGUCCCCCCGGAGAACCUGGUAUAUAUGAUGAAUCUUUAGAUAUACCCCCAACACCAGGCGCCAUGGGACCACAGGGUCCUGAAGGAUAUCCGGGAGAAAAAGGAAUGCCCGGAUUUGAUGGAUUGGUUGGAAUUCCAGGUGUUGUGGGAGUACCAGGUCCACCUGGAAUAAAGGGUAUACAGGGAAAAAUUGGAAAACCUGGCAUUUCACCAAAAGGAGAACCAGGAAAUGAUGGAUAUAAAGGAUUACCUGGGUUGCGUGGUCCAACAGGAUUACCCGGACCCGAGGGUAAAAUAGGUGCAAAAGGUUUCCCAGGAUAUACGGUUCGAGGUCCAAAAGGUGAUGAAGGUGAUCGCGGAAUAAACGGUUUUCCUGGGCCACAAGGCGAACGUGGUAGUCCAGGAUUAAUGGGUCCACCUGGAAUUUCAGGAACUGGAGUAAAUAUUACAGGGCCACGAGGAGAAACUGGUAGACCUGGUCUACCUGGACCUAUCGGUGAUCCUGGAGAUUUUGGGCUCCCUGGAAUCCUUGGACCUAAGGGACCCCGUGGUGAUGACUGUCCGUUCUGUCCAUCAGGAUUACCUGGCCAGAAAGGAAUAAAAGGUGAUGAUGGACUUCUGGGACAAAAAGGAUACCCUGGUUUUAUGGGUUUACCUGGAGCACGAGGUCGGAAAGGUUUUGCUGGAACACCGGGAAGACCGGGUUUCCAUGGACCUAAGGGAAUAAAAGGAUUACCGGGCGGAACAGGAAAACAAGGACAACCAGGAAUAAAAGGCAGAAUUACAUUACGACCACUUCCAAUAAUUCAACAAGACAAAGGAGAACCAGGAGAGAGAGGUUUCACUGGACCUCCAGGUCUACAUGGUAAUGCAGGAUUCCAAGGUGAUCGGGGAGACGCUGGACUAAAGGGCCGCAAAGGUUUAAGUGGUGAUUACGGCCUUCCUGGUUUAUCAGGUCGUGAUGGAACAAAAGGCCGAAGCGGGUGGCCUGGAAGACCUGGUGCUCCCGCUAGAAUCCCCAUUCAAUUUCUUCGUGGUCAAAAAGGAGAGCCUGGACGAAAAGGCGAAAUGGGCGAUGUCGGCGAUCCUGGUAUACAAGGAGAAACGGGCGAAUCAGUAGAUGUAGAAUUGAAUGUUAAAGGAGAAAGAGGUUUCAUCGGGCCCAGGGGACCAAUAGGAUUACCUGGUAGAAAAGGAGAAAAAGGUGUUCGAGGUUUCGACGGGUUUCCGGGUGCCCCAGGAGACAGAGGGCUCCCUGGUAGGUCUAGACAAGGUGAAAUAGGAUUUAAGGGAAUGUACGGAGAAAAAGGUGACAUUGGCCCAUAUGGCAUACCUGGUAGCCCAGGAAAACAAGGCCCACCUGGGUAUCCGGGAACUAAAGGACACAAAGGAUCUCGUGGAGAUGCAGGUCGUUCAGUCAUACCCGGUGAAACAGGUAUUGAUGGAAUUUCUGGUUCACCUGGUGAUCAAGGAGAACCCGGUUAUCAAGGAAUCUCAGGACGUGAUGGUGUUCAUGGUCCCAAAGGAGAAUUGGGAAUACCCGGGGACAUCGGCCUACCAGGACCCAGUGGACCUCCCGGUCGCAAAGGAUUUCCUGGUAUUGAAAGACAAGGUCCUCCGGGACUUCCAGGUCUUAAAGGCGUUCCAGGAAGCAAUGGGCCAUUUGGAGAUCCAGGGCCUGAAGGAAAUUAUGGUUACAAAGGUGAUGAGGGGCCUAAAGGAAUGAAAGGGGAACCUGGACGUUUCGGACCAAGAGGACGAACAGGAGUCCAAGGCGUUGAUGGCUGGCCAGGAUUUCCAGGUUAUCUUGGCAGACCGGGAAUUAAUGGAGAAACAGGUGAUAUUGGAGAUACGGGGCUUCGUGGUGAUGAUGGUUAUCCUGGUUUACCUGGUAUACCGGGACGUCGUGGAUUCAAAGGACAACAUGGAGAUAUUGGAGUAUCAGGAAAACCUGGUGUAGAUGGCUGGCCUGGCAUUAAUGGAUCUAUAGGUGAAAUAGGUGAACCUGGCCGUAAAGGCCCUCGGGGUGAAGAUUCUCUUAAAGGAUCGAAAGGCGAGAUCGGUGAGCCAGGACAAGAAGGUCCUCCAGGAUAUGCAGGGUUACCUGGUAGGCCUGGAACAAAGGGAUCUAUUGGAGAUUCUGGUAUUGCACAAACAGGCCCUCCAGGGAGAAAAGGUGAUAAAGGUAAUGACGGAUAUCCAGGAAGAAGAGGAUUAAGGGGAUCAAAGGGAGAUAGUGGAGAUUUUGGUUACCCAGGUGAAAAAGGUGAUAUUGGAGAAAAAGGAUUUGAAGGCUCUAUAGGAUUACCUGGAAGGAGAGGAUUUAAUGGGUUUAAAGGUAAAAAAGGAUUCGGGGGACUUCCUGGAGUUGAUGGUAAAAAAGGUGAUCAAGGUUUGGACGGGGAGCCGGGAUACAUGGGUAUGCCUGGGUUACCCGGAGACAGGGGGCCUAUAGGCUAUAAAGGCGAAACAGGAGACACUGGUCCAAAAGGAGUCAGAGGCGAUAUAGGAUAUACACCGUCAUUCAUAGCAACUAAAGGUGAUAUGGGCGACAUUGGAUAUUACGGCGAAUCAGGAUUACAGGGUGAUAAUGGUGAACCAGGAUAUCCUGGAUUAAGAGGUAUAAAAGGAGAACAAGGCGAUAUUGGUUUUAAAGGAUUGGCUGGUGAUAGAGGACCGCAAGGAAGAAAAGGCCCUAUUGGUGACAGGGGACCCCCAGGAAUUCCAGGGUUAGGAAAAUUAAUAUGUGAUGUGUGCGAAGCUGGUAAACCUGGAAUUCCCGGUCUUCCCGGAUGGCCAGGACCAAUGGGGCAAAAGGGUGCUCCUGGCGAAUUUGGUGUGGAUGGGCCUAAGGGUGAGCGAGGACACCCCGGAUUAACUUUUUCGGGUCGUAAAGGAUUGAAAGGUGAAUCAGGAAAUCCUGGUAGGAAAGGUUUUCCUGGACGUGUCGGUAUGCCAGGCCUUCAAGGAAGUCCAGGAUAUAAAGGUUAUCGAGGUGACGAAGGUGAACCAGGAUUUGUUAUUAGUCCUAAAGGUAAACAAGGUGAAAUAGGUGAAUAUGGUGCAAAAGGUGUUGCCGGUGACAAAGGUGAUAUGGGUGACUUUGGUUUAUAUGGUUCUAGAGGACAACCUGGACUGACUGGCCUUAAAGGCUUACAAGGUGAUGAAGGUGAACGAGGAAUUUCGGGUAUACCUGGCUUAAAAGGGAUAAAAGGAGACCAAGGAGAAAUUGUAUUGUUCGUUCCCCCUGGACCACCGGGCGAUGUAGGCCCAAUUGGGCUUCCAGGUUUUCCAGGCCUUCCAGGAAUUCCAGGUAAACCCGGACGAAACGGUACAUUUGGAUUAAAAGGGAACAGAGGAGAACCAGGUGUCCCUGGCCCUGCAGGAAUACCAGGUCUUGAAGGACGUGAAGGCAGAAAAGGUGUUGCGGGCUUAAAAGGCUAUCAAGGCCAACGUGGUGAUAGAGGCCCCCCUGGAAUACCCGCCAUAAGACCAAUUCCAAAGUCUAGAGGUUUCUUUUUUACAGUUCAUUCACAAACAGAAAUGAUUCCACGAUGCCCAGAAGGCACUUCACCUCUUUGGGACGGUUUUUCACUUAUACAUAUUGUAGCUAAUGGCAAAGCACAUGGACAAGAUUUAGGUGCGCCUGGCAGUUGUCUACGGAAAUUCUCAACAAUGCCUUAUAUGUUUUGUAAUAGAGUUCAAUUUAUGGAUAAAUGUGAAUUUGCUCAAAGAGAAGAUUACAGCUUUUGGUUAUCGACUAAUGAACCUAUGCCAAUGGCUAUGACUCCUAUACAAGCAAGAGAUGUCGGGAUGUACAUAUCUCGAUGCCAAGUUUGCGAAACGCCAACACGAGCUAUUGCCAUUCAUAGUCAAAGUACCGUGAUACCUAGCUGUCCUAACGGUUGGGAACAAUUAUGGAUAGGAUACAGUUUCCUUAUGCAUAUGGCAGGAUCAGAAGCAGCAGGACAAAACUUGGCAUCACCUGGGUCAUGCUUACGUGAUUUCCGUACGAGACCUUUCAUCGAAUGCAAUGGACUCGGUCGCUGUAACUACUUCGCUACUGCCAUUUCAUUUUGGCUCUCUACAAUCGAUGAUAACAAUAUGUUUACAAAACCCGAUCAACAAACAUUGAAAACUAAUCAUGUUUCUAAAAUCAGUAGAUGUGCAGUUUGCAUGAGAAAGCCACCGAACGUGUCGGCAGGUGAACAUUCGCCUUCAGUAGAAGCAGUACCAAGCACGUAUACAAAAUACAGGCGCCCAAGUCCUGUAUUCAGACGUCCUCAGAGUCGACCGUAUCGGCGGUUACGAUAUCCAGGUCGAAACAGAAACACUCGAAAACUCCAAGUGUAAAGAAAAUCGACGUUGUUUGUGAUACAUAGAUAAUAGAUAUUUUCAUUUCCUACAUUUUUUUUUCAUAUUAAGAUGUCAUCCCCACAUACUUUUUAUUUUUAUACCUCAAUGUUGUUAUAAAACAUUUUCAAAUAUAUGUAGACCUCUUGAACACAGGUAUUACGUUGCAAGUACUUAUUGAAUUUAAGUACUAUAAGUAUGAUAACACUGCCAGUUUAUUUAUAGUGUUACUUAAUAAAUGAAUUUAAAUACUUUCAAUAAAUUUAGAAAUAAGUAGGUACCUAAAUCAAAUAAGGCAUGAAUAUGUUAGGGAUUUUAUUUAUAUUGAUUGAAAAACAUCUUUUUCUUCGUGUGAGGUGUAGGAAGACACCUAAUAUUGUAUCUAGGUAGACAUGUAAAAUUCACAAAUAAAGAUUAUUAUUGGUGAUAACAUAACCAUUUAUGAACCUAUCUACCUACUAGAACAUUGCCACUAUAAAUUCUAUAUAAUUAAUAUAUAUGUAAUACUCACCAAUAAAUAUCUCCUAUAAUAUCAGAGUACCUACCUAGCUUUGAGUUGUACAAAGAUUUCUGAUAGCGUUCACGUUUCCUCGAUAAGUUUGUAAAGAUCUUUGAAUUUUCUAAACUAUCCUCUAGAAGCGUAGCAUUUUUAAGCGUAGAUAAUUUCAAUAAUGUAAUAUAAUGUGAAACUUUGUACAACUAAAACGUUUGGUUUGAACAUUACUGAAUAUAUAAUAAACUCAAUUGAAAUAUUAUUACAAUUUAUUUUAUUUACAAAUGUUUAUGUAGGUAGGUGGUAUCUAGUCGUACGUUAGUAGGCUCACUACUCUAGAUCCAAAUUUUUAUCCAACAAGAUGAUUACUAUAAUGAUAACAACAAUAUUUAAUAUUUGUAAAUAUAUUGCUAAUAAAAAUUACUUUUAAUUCUGA
Messenger RNA from Galleria mellonella (greater wax moth), 6387 nucleotides. RefSeq names its product collagen alpha-5(IV) chain (gene vkg). The transcript is spliced from 15 exons. Gene Ontology annotation, cellular component: basement membrane; collagen trimer. Bases 47 to 5458 code for a protein of 1803 amino acids. NCBI's taxonomy places the organism in Eukaryota, Metazoa, Arthropoda, Insecta, Lepidoptera, Pyralidae. Gene Ontology annotation, molecular function: extracellular matrix structural constituent. The record is from RefSeq and is a predicted model, not a curated record.